UAUGGGCUUCUCUACGGCCCAUUUGGCAAAAACCUAGGGUUUCCCUUCCCCUUUCCUAUAAAAAGAGAUGCAGCCUCCCUUUUUGCCUCAUCACAAAUCUGAAGCGAAGCUCUGCAGAGAAUUCCCGGAGGCCGAAAACCCUAGCCGUCGAGCUCUCUCCCCUUCUAUCCUGCGCCGCCUCUCUCUCUUCUCCCUCUCUCCCGCGCGUCGCUCUCUCUCUCUCUCUCCUCGCCGACACCCCCUCUCUCUCCUCGCCGUCGCACGCUCUCUCUCUCUCUCCCUCUCGCCGGCGCCUUGAAGUGGUGGUGGUGACCAGAUCUCAACCUUCUUAAAUCCGUGUUUACAGAUCCAGAUCUAGACUAAGGUGGAGUGUCUUGAACCCAUCUUGUUCUCAUGUACUGUAUACUCCUUUAUGUUGGAGUUAGGGUUGAUUAGACCCUGUUUGAAAGCUAGGAUGAUAGAUCAUGAUUAUUGCUAGGAUGUUAGAUGAAUGGAACACGAUGCAUAAGAACCCUCAUAUUGUUAAAUGGGACUUAGUAAACUGAAAUGGAGUUGUGGUAGCGAUGAUUGAUUGGUAAUUUAUGCUUGUAUGUUUGGAUGUGUAGUCCCAUGAGUGGUUUGUGAUUAAAGCUAGGAUGCUAGAGAGAAAUGAAUGCUAACCUGAUAGAUGAGUAAUGAUUAUUAAUGUUAUUGAAGUAGAACUUGAGUGUAAUGUGUAUUGUGUGUGGCACCGAUAACGGGUGGCGUCUAGUGAAUGAGUCCAAGUACAAGUUUAAAUGAAAAGGAAAGCGAAUGAGAAUGGGAAGGGAUAAGUGAAAAUGAUAAGGAUGUGAAAGGAUAAGUAAAAGUAUGAGAGAAUGAUGUUAAGGUUAAGCAUGGGUGGGAAAGCAUAUAGAGGGUCUAAGGAAAGUAUGUGGGGUAGUAGUCCACGCUAGGUAUCCAUAGGAGAUGUGGCCAAUCCACAAGAAUAUGGAAGCACCCAUAGGAGAUGUGGCCAAUCCACAAGAAUAUGGGGUAGAAGCCUAGUUGGGGCUACCCACUGUUGAAAAGGACGAAAAGAUGAAAAGGAUGUGCAUUGUAGGGUUUUUAGCUCAUGGUCGGGUAACAGGGAGUUAAAGGUGUCAUAGGAUCGAGUCGGACUGGUAUAAUGAGUCGGUUAAGCCUAGGGUUUGACGUGUGUGGCAAUGAGUGAGAUCAUUGUAUUGAUUGAUCACUAGGUUGUUAGAAAUGAAUGGAAGUGAAUGUGGAAAAUCAAUAGAUGACGUUAGGAAAUGAUAAAAUGCAUUAACUGAUUGUAGUGGCUAGUCAGUCCUAGUUCCCGCAUAGAGUAGUAUAGAGUGUCAUGCGGGCAGGCUGGUCUAGAGUCACUUCACUGAGUAACUUGUUGCUCAUCCCUCCCUUUCCAUUUCCCUGUCCGCAGGACUAUAAGUAGAAGUAUAUGGAUGUGGGUGGGACGGUAUUUCAAAGAAGGUUAUGUGUCCGCCGACUCUUGGGACUAGUAACGGGACACGUAGUGUUGUCUAAAUGAGUAGACACGUGUCCAUAACGCCCUUUCGAUAACCCCGGUCGGACGCCGGGGAAUCGGGCCGUUACACGAUGGCUAUAGACAUGGGAGCCACCAUGGACACGUACCCUCCGUCUCACGGAAGAUUCAGAGAUGACUAUAUCAGCUUUUUCCAACCGGUGAUAGGUUUCUUGGUAAGCAAGCAAUCUCCUCUGCUCUUGAAUAGCUACCCUUACUUCAGCUACAAGGAUGACAUGAAAGACAUCCCUCUAGAGUACGCUCUAUUCAAACCGACCCCUCCAGUCAUUGAUGGGCAGUACUCUUACCAUAACCUCUUCGACGCCCAACUUGACGCGGUCUACGCAGCAUUGGAGAAAUCAGGGGGAGGAUCGUUGGAAGUCGUGGUGUCUGAGAGCGGUUGGCCAACGCAGGGAGGACCUGGGACUAGCGUGGAGAAUGCAAUGGCUUAUGCUAAUAAUUUGAUACAACACGUGAAGAGUGGAACUCCGAGAAAGCCAGGGAAAGCUAUAGAGACUUAUAUAUUCGCUAUGUUUGAUGAGAAUCAGAAGGGUCCUCCUGAGCUUGAGAAGUUCUGGGGGAUGUUUCUUCCUAGUCAACAGCCUAAGUAUGAUGUUAAUUUCAACUAAUAAAAUAAUGGUAAUAGUUAUAAUAAUUCAAAAUAAUAUCCUUAUAGAAGUAAUGCUAUUCCAGAACUGAAAUCGACCCCAA
Molecule: messenger RNA, 2233 nt
Organism: Brassica napus (rape)
Lineage: Eukaryota; Viridiplantae; Streptophyta; Magnoliopsida; Brassicales; Brassicaceae
Product: glucan endo-1,3-beta-glucosidase, acidic isoform-like
Exons: 1
Coding region: 1597-2151 (184 amino acids)
Biological process (GO): carbohydrate metabolic process
Cellular component (GO): cell wall; plasma membrane
Molecular function (GO): hydrolase activity, hydrolyzing O-glycosyl compounds
Source: RefSeq, a predicted model, not a curated record